GGCGACUGACGUUCCAGAACACUGACAUGUUCUAGAUCUUCUCAGUCUCCUCUCUCUCCGCCUCAGCUGUUUGUGACGUGGUCACUGGGACGUAAGACAAGAAAAGAGCAAACUGUAGAAGUAAAGGGGAUUGUGGAGUUAUGGUGCCGGUAGCAGGGCACCGAGAAAAACGGGCAACUCAUAACGUUAAAUAAAUAUAUAAUAGCCCUUUAGGUAUACCGAAUUAUAUUAUUCCGUGGACCACCUGUCACGAACUGCAUUCCAGAAGCUCUCCACAAUAAUCCAUUUCCAUUUUAAGAAGAGACAGAGACGGAAAGCAUUCGCUGUUACUCCUACAAAAGUUGCCGUGACGUCAGCGAAGAAGACAUGACGGAUUAUUAUGAUGUUCUGGGAGUGUCACGAAACGCCUCUCCGGAGGACGUGAAGAAGGCGUACAGGAAGCAGGCUCUGCGAUGGCACCCGGACAAGAACCCAGACAACAAGGAGGAGGCGGAGAGGAAGUUUAAGGAGCUGGCUGAGGCCUAUGAAGUUCUGUCAGACCGAAGCAAGUCAAAGGCGUAUGAUACCUAUGGCAAAGACAGAAUGCCCAACAACACAGGCUCAAGUAGUCAUCCUGCUCCGGAAGAUUUCCCAGGGUUCCCCUUCACAUUCCGCAGUCCUGAGGAAGUGUUUCAGGAAUUCUUCAGAGGCCAGGAUCCUUUCGCCAAUUUCUUCGACGACGUUGCCUUUGGAAGAGGGAUGCACAGUGGCUUCCAUGGACAUCCUGGCACUUCCAGGCUCGGCACCAGUCGGUUCUCCUCCUUCCCCUCCGCUGGAGUGCAUGACUUCACCUCUUUCUCAUCCUCCAUGGGUGGAAUGAAUGGGAUGGACGGUAUUGGAGGAAGGGUGGGGAAUUUCAAGUCUGUCUCCACUUCUACGCGUGUCAUCAACGGCAAAAGCACCACCACCAAGAAGAUCAAAGAAAACGGUCAGGAGAGAACAGAGAUCGUGGAAGAUGGGGUCUUGAAGAUGGUGCUCAUCAAUGGUGUGGAGGAUGAGUUGGCUUUGUCUCGAGAGCUCAGCAAGAGAGACCAACCGGCCCCUAGUCAACCCACAGCCAGGCAACACCUCCAGCAGCAGGCAGAGAGGAUGGUACCAGUGGAGCUCCGGACCCAACCACACCGACCCAGCCCCAUCUCCGGCCCCCGGUCUAUGGCCCAGCACUCCUUCAGCUCAGCCUCGUACCCUGACGUCCCCAGUGAGGAGGAGAAGGAUGAUCUCCAGAUGACCUAUUUGUCACCACACAGCAGCCCAUCUCCACUGAUCCACAGGGAGCUACCAGAGGGGGUCCCAGAGCCUCCUACACACCUCCUCAACCACCUCCAGGAGCAGAGAGGCACAGGGGAUCCUGCUACUAAAACCACCAGCAGCAGCAAUUUAAAAAUGACAAAUAAUUGUUGCUGUGUGGUGUGUUAAGUUUAUGGUGUGUGUGUGUGUGUUAAUUGUAUAGUGUGUGUGUGUGUGUGUGUGUGUGAGUGAGUGUGUGUGUGUUAAUUGUAUAGUGUGUGUGUUUGUGAGUGAGUGAGUGUGAUGCUCAGGGCAGAGGACAAACAGAAGACCACUGGUCUCAGUUCUACUCUGGUGUUAUGCUGCCAAUGACCAUCAUAAAGUAUACUGUAUAUUAUAAACUGGUUUGUUUGACCCCUGAAUGCUGAUUGGCUGACAGCAGUGGUAUAUCAGACCGUAUACCAAAGGUAUGAAAAAAAACAUAUAUAUAUUUUUUUUUACAAAUUACGUUGGUAACCAGUUUAUAAUAUCAAUAAGGCACCUCGGGGGUUUUGUGGUAUAUGGCCAAUAUACCACGGCUAAUGGCUGUAUCCAGGAACUCCGCAUUGAAGAACAGCCGUGGUAUGUUGGCCAUAUACCAUACCUCCUCGGGCCUUAUUAUUAUUAUUUUUUUUUCAUUUAAAGUUUUUACAAUUUUUCUUAUUUUUUUUUUCUUAUUGAAUAUUCGAAACAUACAAUAUACAGUGGGGCAAAAAAGUAUUUAGUCAGCCACCAAUUGUGCAAGUUCUCCCACUUAAAAAUAUGAGAGAGGCCUGUAAUUUUCAUCAUAGGUACACUUCAACUAUGACAGACAAAAUGAGAAAAAAAUCCAGAAAAUCACAUUUUUUUUUGCCCCACUGUACUUGCAGUGAAGCCGCUCAAUAACUACAUCAUACCAGUCAUCCACCAG
Molecule: messenger RNA, 2215 nt
Organism: Oncorhynchus masou masou (cherry salmon)
Lineage: Eukaryota; Metazoa; Chordata; Actinopteri; Salmoniformes; Salmonidae
Product: dnaJ homolog subfamily B member 6-like
Exons: 9
Coding region: 367-1455 (362 amino acids)
Molecular function (GO): Hsp70 protein binding
Source: RefSeq, a predicted model, not a curated record